AAAAUUCUUCCGGUUGUUUUUUUUCGUUCGUUCGUUUAUUGAAUCCAAUUAGUCCGUCAAUCAUCAAUCGACGAAUUAUCUAUUCAUAAAUUCUGUAAUUCGUUUUGAAUAAAUUUUAAAUUUUAAAAGAAUCCAGAAUGAAAUUUUUAAAAAGUUUGAUAACAUUAAUAUUUUAUACAUUUUGCUGUUGGCUAUCAUACGGUAUUGAUCAUCGUUCAAUGAUUAUGGUCGAAACAAUGGAAAAUUAUCAAUCAUUUGCUGAAGAAGUACCAUAUAAAAAUUUAAUGAAAAGAUGUGAAACAGAUAAAUUUAAACGUAAAGAUAUAUUUCAACAAAAAGUUGAUAUUAAAAAUGAUUGUAAUUAUACAAGAUAUACUGAAGAUUUACGUACAUUUAUACAGAUGUCAAUGUGUUUAGUUAAAAAAGAAUUACAAUUAAAAAUGGACGAUAAAUCAAAACGAAAUUUUGGACGUAUUCGUAGUCAUCAUAACCAUAACCAUAAUCAUCAUCAUCAUCAUAAUCGAUAUCGACAAUUUAAACAUAAAUUAUUACCAACAACAACAACAACAACGAGAACAUUAAAUAGACAAAUUAAUGAUUAUUUUGAUGAUGGUGGUGCAAAUAAAUAUCGACAACAAUAUAAUUCUAAUGAUAAUAAUGGUGGUGGUCAAAGUUUAGCAGAAUUAUAUGACCAAGUUCAUAAUAGUGAUGGACAAACAACAACAUCAGCAGCAGUAUUAUUCCGCAAUCCAAAAUAUUCUUCUUCUUCUUCAUUAUUAAAUAAUUAUAAUCAAAAUCCAUAUAACAAACGUUCGGCACCAGCAUUAUAUAAAGAUAUUUUUCAAAAUAUGACACAUCAUUUGAAUCAACUGAGCACCUUUCAAGAGAAUUACGCAAUGGGCAAAAAUCCGACCAUGCAACGUUUAGAUAAAAUGGAACAACUGGAGCAAAUAUUGCAUGGUCUUAAAAGAGAUAUUCUUUUGAAAUUAAUAAAUAUUGCCAAAUGCGAAAGAUUCAAACAUGAUUGUCAAUUGUUGCAGCCAAAUAUAACCACCACUGAUGAUACACAAGCAUCAUCAAGAUUUUUGGCUCGCUAUAAAACAAUAUUGACUCAUUAUAUCGAUGAUUUGAAAAAUUCUUUAUCAUAUCUACUAAAAUUAGCUGGUAGUAGUGAAACGCCGGAAGAUAAGUUGGCAUUAUGCGGAUAAAGAAUUUUUUAAAAAAGGCCAAAAAAUACGAACGGACGAACGAUACUAUCGACAAAAACAUAACCACCACCAAUAUUAUCAAUUUUUUUUAAAAUUUAAACUAAUUUUUAAUUAAUAAUUUUUUUUAAAUUUGAAUAAAAUUCAAAUUAAUCAAUCAA
Messenger RNA from Dermatophagoides pteronyssinus (European house dust mite), 1366 nucleotides. RefSeq lists its product as uncharacterized. The record is from RefSeq and is a predicted model, not a curated record. NCBI's taxonomy places the organism in Eukaryota, Metazoa, Arthropoda, Arachnida, Sarcoptiformes, Pyroglyphidae.